Molecule: messenger RNA, 3447 nt
Organism: Schistosoma haematobium
Lineage: Eukaryota; Metazoa; Platyhelminthes; Trematoda; Strigeidida; Schistosomatidae
Product: mitochondrial ribosomal protein, S18A
Exons: 5
Coding region: 821-1195 (124 amino acids)
Biological process (GO): mitochondrial translation
Cellular component (GO): mitochondrial small ribosomal subunit; ribosome
Molecular function (GO): structural constituent of ribosome; small ribosomal subunit rRNA binding
Source: RefSeq, a predicted model, not a curated record
UGAAGACUGAACGCUUUAUCUACGCUACUAUCAGUAUCCUUGAGAGUGUGUGAUGCUCAAGUUUGGUCCCAUUAAGUAUGAAUGGGAAACGUAUGGACAGCAUAUGGUCAAUCUCAACUGAAUAGUUGUCCAUUGUUUUCAGUCCGCGACGCCAGCCGAUUACAUCCACUCAUGUGGAGAUACGCUUUGCACUUACAAUAACCCAAGCAACCAACAAAUAUCCCCCGAAUACACAAAGUAAUGGGGGAAAUCGACAUUUCCCCUAAAUAACCGACGUGAAGGCGAGAAAGCGACAUUUCCCCUUCAUUUACGCUUUCGUCCGCUUUAUUUCCCCCUUUUCGCCUUUAUUUCCCACUUAUUGGUUGCUUGGGUAAUUCACCCCGUCUUGCAUUUUACCGAUUACCACUAUUAUUACUGCUGGUGAAACUUUAAAUCACCUUAUCUUGUUUAGUAGUUCACCCGCAUUUCUUACAUUUCCGACUACUUAAUUAUUUCCUCCUUAGUUUUAAGUCAUUAAACUAGUAUUUUUUCGGUUCCUGUAAUCUGGUUUACUUUGAUCUUUAAUCCCAAGGUUAUAAUACAGCCAAAUUGGCAAUUGCCUUAUAACGGAAUAGCUGACGGCACUAGGAUCCUCACUCUCUUAGGACAAAGGCAUUGUGCUACAUAAAUAUAUUCCCUGUUACUGAUUUUUACUUGAAUUCAGAAUAUUUGCAAAUGUCACUAAUCUUUUGGUUGUAGGGGGGCCUUUAUCCACGAAUAGAUUUGCUAAUCUGUUAGGAAUUUCAGUCUUCUUGUGCCACUAACGCACACAUCUUUAAUAAUGGCUUUCCAGUUAUAUCCAACCAAAUUUUGCUCAGAUGCAUUGUGCAGAUUUCUCUCAACUUCUCAUGUUAGGAACAAAAAAGAAGUAAAGUAUACGAUUAAUAAAAAUGUGACAACGGUUGAAGGAGUACUUGUCCCGUCAGAACGUGAAGGCAAAGUUGUAUGCUUGGAUGGUUUUGGUGACCCUCGAGAUAGAGAUCCAAUUAGUCGAUUGGGUUUAAAUAUUCGUCACACAGAUGUCCGAAUAUUAUCACAGUUUCUAAGACCUGAUGGAACUGUUCUUCCUAGACGUAUUUCAGGUAUAAGCUGUCGGUCGCAAAUCCAUUUGGAACUAAUGAUUGAACGCGCAAGGAAGGCUGAUACUCAAUUCUAAUGCUGGUAACUUAAGUAGUGAAAGAUUAUCCUUUCAUAUGUGUUCAUGAAAAUAUAAUACUAUGAAACAUUCCAGUGCAUACAAUGUUACCUCAGUGAUAAUUUUAUUUGGCUUUCAAUCACGUUACAGGAUCAAAUCUAAAAUAGUAUGAACAAUCCGGUAAUAUCGAUAGCUCUUACACUAACAUUGUAGCUUGAGUUAUAGUAAUUACAUUUAUAAGUCGUAUAUCCUUUUCUCUUUCCUGGAGUAUUAGUGUAACAUCGCAAUGGUUCUCAAUCAUUAAACCUCAAAGAAGUGCAACUACAACGUAAAUGUAUUUCACAAAACAGAUAGUCGGCUUUUUUUUCGUCAGCUAGGUUCAUUCUUUUGAGAUUAGUCUAUUUGUUUGAACACGUACAAGGAGGUACCAAAUAUAUAUGCGCCACACAAAUCAAAUGAUUUGUGUGAGGGCUAGGAUACUCUUCGGGUGCCCAAACUGAAGCAGGUAGUUUUCUUAGGGAACUACUCCUUGAUCCUUCGACCUACGGGUUUAAUCCACAAGGCAGUAGAGCAACGCUUGGAGAUGCAGCCCCAUGGUAGACGGUGACCAACAAUCGGUUCAUGCGCCACUUGUUCCCGCAGGAUCCCGGAGCCCAUGAGCGAUAUUGAUUUGGAAUCAGGGUUUUCCAACUCCUCUUGGUGGGUCCUCCGUGUCCAACAGCCCAGUUAAAAGGCUGGACAUUUGCUUUUCGUCCUCUCAAUUUCGUAAACAACAGUAAUGCCGUGAGAAGGCAGUGAAUAGGACUUCCUUGGCAGUGGCUGUAUACGCGUGGCCAUUUGAGAGCAUUUAGAGAAAGAGAGCAGACUUUCCCCGACUUUGGCUGAAUCAUUUAGGGACCGGCCACUGCACAGAAUUCACAAACUUAUUUCUUAUUUACACUAAGUAUUACAUAGUGAUCGGAUUAAAGUAAUAUUUUGUUAUUUCAGUUGGGAUUUAUUUCUUACCAACUAUAGUUUCAGAAUAGACUGUUAAAAAUUCCAAAUCUACAAAGUAAGAUUAUUUUGGGCUAAUAAAAGGAUUCACAGAUAUUACGUAGUACUGUUGUAGACUACCAAGUAGCUAAAUAGGAUUUCAGCUUGUUAAAGUAUUAUUUAUUUUAUUAUAAGAAAUAUCGCUUUCUAAAAAUUCUUGACCUCGUUUAGGCUUACUACCUGUACAAAUCAAAACAAAUGGAAGUCACGUGUAUGAAAGACGUGGUCCUCAUCGAUUCAAUGUGUACUAUGAUAGUGAGAUGAUAGGUCUUCCGAGAGCCUCAAAAAAAGCAGUUAAGUAUAUCCCUCCUGAGUAAUGUAAUGAAAAUUUACUUGCAUUAAAGUGUUUUUAAAUUUUUUUCUUCUGGUUUUACAAAAUACUUGUUUUCAGAAGAUGUUAUCGUAAUUCAGUGUGUGCCAGAUUUGUCUGGAUUUUCCUCCCGGUUACUUCACUCUAUAGAUAUUUUUCAAGGAAGUCUUCCAUUGUCUCUAGUCUUUGAGAUUCACUUUAUAUAACUAAUUCACUAGCCUUUCAGUCCACUUGUAACUCAUUAGUGUAGAGACUUAGCUUUUGAAGAGAUCUCUAUAAGUUUAGAUUCCGCUAUAAGCAUUGGUGUUUUGCCAAUUUUCGAUAAUGCAAUGAGAAGACGGAGGUUAUCAAAAUUAUGUGAUAUAUUUCAAACAAUGUGAUCACAUAUAUACACGUUAAGACAUUUUUGUAUGAAAACUAAAAAGUCAGCUAGACAGAUUUUUGUAUACAUUAUUUUUCUUUGUUACGGCUUAUCUUUAAUGUGUCGUGUGAGCCGUCAUAGGACGUACCGUUUAUAGUCCAGUAAACAAAACCUACACAUAAUUACUAUGUACGUUUCCUCAUUGUUCUUCAUUAUCAUAUGUUGUCGAUAAUGUAAACAGUCGUAUAUCGUAGGCUCUCGCUAUCUUGUAGCAAUAUUUAGAAGAUAUUUAAUUACUAUUUUAAUCUCUGUAGAACUGUUUAUUAAACUAUCUUGGCUAUCGUACUCAUAAAUAUGAUUGAUUAUUGAAGUCAUUGACCGUUCACUGUAGCUUUAUGGCUGCGAUCUUUGAAAUUUUAAAAAUCAAUUAAAAAGCCAGCGCAGAAUUUAUCAAUAACACAAAUACAAUAAUUCAACUUUUGGUUAACACCUUAUUAAGUUAUUCACUUUAUUACCCAACUAUUUCAUUAUUGGACCGUCUAACACCUUUUCAAUAUUCCCUUCCCUCAU